AUAUAACAGAAUUGUCAACAUCGUAAUAUAUUAUUACGUUAUUUAAACAGGAAAUGGAAGAGAAGGAUCAUCAAUUUUCAAACCAUAUGGAGAAGAAGAAAAUAACUAUCACCGUGGAUGAGGAUGAUCCUUGUCUCAAACGAGAAGAAAAAGUAGAGGAAGUAGCAUAUCCACAAUUUCGAUUUAAUCCUGGUGUCGAUCCAAGAUUUCAACAACAAAAUCAAACGCAACGAUGCUUUGUAAUGUAUACCGACUUUUAUCGAUGUGAGCACAUCUUAGGCAAAGGUACCGAAGCAUGCACGUGGUUUAAGGAUGUUUUUACGUCUAUGUGUCCGAACGCCUGGGUGAAGCGUUGGGAUGAACUAAGAGUUACGGGCAGAUUACCUUGGCACAAAUAUAGAACACAAGGUCCUUUCCCCGGUCAUAAAUAUGGCGAAUAAAGAUCUCUUUUGCAAAAUCUUUGAAUAAAAAUAAAGAAUGUAAUGUUCGAGAAUAAACAAUGAAGAAAAUUAUUAAAAUAA
Molecule: messenger RNA, 521 nt
Organism: Cataglyphis hispanica
Lineage: Eukaryota; Metazoa; Arthropoda; Insecta; Hymenoptera; Formicidae
Exons: 2
Coding region: 54-440 (128 amino acids)
Cellular component (GO): respiratory chain complex IV; mitochondrion
Source: RefSeq, a predicted model, not a curated record